Molecule: messenger RNA, 2345 nt
Organism: Mytilinidion resinicola
Lineage: Eukaryota; Fungi; Ascomycota; Dothideomycetes; Mytilinidiales; Mytilinidiaceae
Product: small oligopeptide transporter
Exons: 5
Coding region: 1-2211 (736 amino acids)
Biological process (GO): transmembrane transport
Molecular function (GO): oligopeptide transmembrane transporter activity
Source: RefSeq, a predicted model, not a curated record
AUGGAUGUCGAAUCUGCGGCCAUCAAAGCCACCGGUAUUCAAGAUGAGGAGGAAGAAAACUCGCCAUACCCAGAGGUCAGGGCAGUGGUCCCUAAUUAUGAUAAGGAACUGCCCGCAAAUACCAUUCGCGCAUGGUUUCUAGGCAUCCUCCUCUCUGUGCUUGGCGCAGCGGUUAACACUGUGUUUGGGUUGAGACAACCUCAUAUCAGCAUUGGAGUCAUGACAGCUCAGUUGGUUGCAUACGUGCUAGGCAAGGCGUGGGCUCGGUUUGUUCCUUCUAGAGAGCACAACACGUUUGGUGUCAAGUGGAACCUUAAUCCUGGCCCAUUCAAUGUCAAGGAGCACACCAUCAUUGGUGUUAUGGCCGGGGUAUCCUUUUCGACCGCUUACGCGACAGACAUCAUUCUUGCCCAAGUUGUUUUUUACAAGCAAGACUUCGGAAUGGCGUUUCAAAUUCUGCUCGUCAUUACUACUCAAAGUAUCGGGUACGGUAUUGCGGGUCUCUUCCGGAAAUUCUUAGUUUACCCAGCAGCCAUGUUGUGGCCACAGGCCCUAGUCGGCGUUAGCCUCAUGCAUGCUAUGCACGACGACAAUGAAGAGUUGGACCCGACGGUGUUUGGUGGGAAUAUGUCGAGAUUCAAGUGGUUUGGUAUUAUUACCAUCGUGUCGUAUCUAUAUUAUUGGAUUCCCGGGUUUCUGGCCCAAUUCCUUAGCAUAUGCACCUUCAUGACCUGGAUAUACCCAAAAAACCCUGUCACAAAUCAGUUGUUCGGAGGCACGACCGGCCUUGGACUUCUUCCUGUUACGUUCGAUUGGACCACCAUUACUGGCUUUACCGGCAGCCCUCUGAUCCCGCCAUGGCAUGCAAUUGCCAACACCUUGAUUGGGGUAGUGAGCUUUUAUAUAAUUGGCACUGCUGGCUUGCACUUUGGCGGUGCCUGGUAUGCGAAGUUUCUACCCAUCAGCGACUCUUCAACCUACGAUAAUACCGGAGUCCGCUACAAUGUUUCGAAGGUCACAACAUCUCAACUUACAUUGGACGAAGCUGCGUAUAAAACUUAUUCGCCACUGUUCCUGUCGACAACAUUUGCUCUCACUUACGGGCUGUCUUUUGCCACGAUCUCAUCUCUGGUGGUUUACGUAUGGCUGAAUCAUCGCCAUGAAAUCACGAGACAAUUCCAAAGCUCAAAGGAAGAGAAGCCCGACGUUCAUAUGAAGAUGAUACUGAAGUAUCCAGAAGCGCCUGUGUGGUGGUACAUCGUUCUAUUCGCGCUCAUGCUGGCACUGUCGCUCGUUGUGGUGCUUGCCUAUCCGACCGAGUUCGCCUGGUGGGCAUUCCUAUUUUGCAUCAUCUUCGCGACUGUCAUGGCAUUGCCUUGCGGCAUCAUCCAAGCAAUCACGGCCCAGAACAUCUCUCUCAAUGUUAUCACCGAGUUCAUCAUGGGAUAUAUGCAGCCCGGGAAGCCGAUAGCCUUGAUGAUGUUCAAGACCUACGGAUACAUCACCGUAACCCAAGCCCUUCAUUUCACAGGUGACUUGAAACUUGGACACUACAUGAAGAUACCUCCACGGACAAUGUUCACAGCCCAAGUCGUUGCCACAACCCUAGCCUGCAUCGUCCAAGUCUACACCCUGAACUUUGCCUUAAACAACAUCGAAGGCAUCUGCACCAUCGAACAGAAGCAGCGCUUCACCUGUCCCGGCGGCCGCGUUUUCUUCUCUGCCUCCGUGAUCUGGGGCCUGCUCGGUCCCCAGCGGAUGUUUAGCCCUGGCCAAACCUACUCCGCGCUGCUCUGGUUCUUCCCCUUCGGCGUCGCCCUAUCACUCAUCCUCCACUUUGCAGCAAAACGCCUGCCGAAAUCCCCGCUCAAGUACGCCAUGGCGCCGGUGAUCCUCGGAGGCGGCACCAACAUUCCGCCCGCGUCGCCGAUGAACUACUUGACGUGGGGCAUGGUUGGCUUCGUGUUUCAGUGGUAUAUCCGCACGAGGCAUUUGAGGUGGUGGUCACGCCUGAACUAUAUUACGGCGACGGCGCUGGGGACUGGGUUGGCCUUGAGUACGCUGACGAUUUUUGUUAUUUUCACGCUCAAUCGGAUUGAUGCGCCGCGUUGGUGGGGCAAUACCGUCAUCCACACUACCAUGGAUGUAGCGAAUACCGCUGUUCAGGCAAAGGUUGCACCUGGCGAUACUUUUGGGCCCAAAGAGUGGUAGUGUGUAAGAUGCAUGAUGAUUAAAGUCAGCUUUUCAAGUUUUUGCUUCUUUCGAGUGGCCACAUGUUUUAUAUUCUUUCAGUUCCAUACUGUUUAUGAGUAGCCCUAUCGAUCCAGACAAUCCUCAGCUCUAGC